AUGCCUAAAUCGAAAAUAGGUGCAGUAUGGGAAGACAGAGAAGUGCUCUUUGAUUUACCAUUCGAGUACUUACGGUUAAGACCGGGUGAGAAGAUAUUUGACAGGAUCGAGCCCAUAGAAGACAGUAAAGGCAACAGUGGCAUCAAAGGCAGGAUGGUGGUCACCAACCUGAGGAUCAUCUGGCAUUCCUUAGCUUCUCCCAGGAUCAAUCUUUCCAUAGGUCUCAACUGCAUCCUAUCAACCAGCACGAAAGUGGUGAGUUCUGGACUGCGCGGAAGCACGCAGGCUCUGUACGCGCUCGCAUCUUACAAGUCCAAUCGCUACGAAUUCAUAUUCACAAACCUGUCGCCGAGUUGCGUACGUCAUUACACCACCGUCGUCGGCGCCCACAAAGCAUACGCAGCCUCAAGAAUGUAUAGAGAUCUAAAACUAAGAGGUACGAUCAUACACAACAAGCAAUUGAAAAUGCUGCCACUAGAAAAGGUCUGCCUGCAAGAGCAUAGCAUAUGGAACUUGUCCAGCGAUUCUGGCAAUCUUGGCACGCUGCUGGUCACCAACGUGCGAGUGGUUUGGUACGCGGAUAUCAACGAGGCUUUUAACGUGUCCAUGCCUUACAUAACUAUAGAAAGUAUCAACAUCCGCGACUCCAAGUUUGGCGAAGCUCUGGUGUUCGUGGUGAGACCUUCGUCUGGGAGCUACGUGCUUGGCUUCAGGGCAGACCCUCGGGACAGGCUGCGGCCGCUGCUGUCAGAACUGCAGGCUCUUCACCAGGCGUACACGGAGAAGCCCAUAUUCGGUGUGGAAAUGACGUGGAGUAAUGAGCAAUCAAAACCUGCCGUUGACGAUAUAGCAGAACUUGAGGAAAUAGGCGAACCACGCGGAGAGAUGGGACCUAAUUUAUAUUUGGCGUCGCAGCUAUCACAGAAUAACGAAGAAACUGAAGUGCAACCUGUUUACAGCCCUUAUUUGGGUCUAGCCAUAGAGCCGUUAAAAGAAGGGUUCACGUUAAAAAGUCUGUUUGAAGUGCAAACUUCUUCAUAG
This is a messenger RNA of Chilo suppressalis (striped riceborer), 1041 nucleotides long. Lineage: Eukaryota; Metazoa; Arthropoda; Insecta; Lepidoptera; Crambidae. The record is from the annotation of a GenBank genome assembly.